Molecule: messenger RNA, 1311 nt
Organism: Plasmodium gaboni
Lineage: Eukaryota; Apicomplexa; Aconoidasida; Haemosporida; Plasmodiidae
Exons: 1
Coding region: 1-1311 (436 amino acids)
Molecular function (GO): RNA binding
Source: RefSeq, a predicted model, not a curated record
AUGUCCAUAAGAAAUAGAGAUAAGAAUUAUAUGAGUCAUGUUAAUUCGGGUAAACAUAACAUGAAUAAAAUAUCAAAUAAUAAUAGUAAUAUAAGUAAUAAUAAUUAUUCAUUAGGGUUAUAUAUUGAUAAUCCACAAAAAGCAUUUCAAUUUGAUGAAAACGAUUUAAUAGAAUUAUUUUCUUAUUAUAAAGGAGCACAGGAUAUAAGGAUUAUACCUGACAAAGCAGCAGCUCAAAUAACAUUUAAUGAUAAAAAUAUGAUACAACAAGUAAAGAAAGAUAUAAAUGGAUUAACUAUUAAUGAUAUUGGUACUAUAAGAUGUAUAAUAUUAAAUGAGGGGAAAGUAAUUGAACAAUUUUUACCUUUCUCAGCAAAUGAUCCAAAUGUUACAUCAGAAAAUGAUAAUUCUGUUUCAAAUAAUGAGAAUACUGUAAAUAUGUUAAAGAAAUUAUCAAGUUUGAUAAAUACAAAUAAUAAUAAUAAUAUAAAUAGUAAUAGUGGGAACAAGAAAAGGGAUAACAUCAAUAAUAGAAUUAAUAAUAUAAAUAAUAUUAAUAAUAAUAAUAAUAAUAAUAAUAAUAAUAAUAUAAAUAGUAAUAGUGGGAACAAGAAAAGGGAUAAUAUGAGUAAUAGAAUUAAUAAUAUAAAUAAUAUUAAUAAUAAUAAUAAUAAUAGUAUUAAUAGUAUUAAUAGUAAUAAUAAUUUUAGUCAAUUAUCCAAUAAUAAAAAUGAACAAAAUGAUAAUUCUUUUGCCAAUAAAAGAUUGAGCAGAAUUGAACUUAUUGAUAUUUUUGGAUUUCCUAAUGAAUUUGAUGUAAUGAAUAAAAUUUUAGGUAAAAACAAUUCAAAUAUAAAUUAUAUUAAUGAACAAACAAAUAAUAUGGUAAAUAUAGAAAUAAAAGGAAAACCAAUAAAUGAAGCUCCAGUAGUUGAGAGAAUGCAUUUAUCUAUAACAUCUGAUAAUUUGAAUGCAUAUAAAAAAGCAAUCGAUUUGAUUAUGAAGUUAUUAAAUUCCCUUUUUCAAGAAUUUGUAGAUUUUUGUCUUGAUAAUAAUUUUGUUUUACCAGAAAAUUUGUCAUUUAAAAGGCAUGAAUAUAUGUAUAAUUCUGAUGGUUCAACUAAAUAUUUAGGUUUUAAAGAAAACAAUUAUGGGGAAAAGGAGAUAUAUAAAAAUGAUUUUUCUUAUAAUAAGAAAAAUAAAAACAUGUCAAAAAAUGACAACGAUAAAAGGAAUAACAACAAUAAUAAUUCAUAUAAUAUGAAUAUAAAUGGUUCAUAUGGUAAUAACCAAAAUGUAAAAAAAUGGUAG